AUGCUCCGUCGUCAGGCUCGUCUACGACGAGAAUACCUCUACAGAAAGGCAGUAGAAAGCAAACAUAAAAUAAUUCAGGAGAAAAAGGAACGAAUAAAACGGUCGCUCGAAGAGCAUAUACCAAUACACGGAGAUCUAAAAAAGGAUGCACUGGAUCUGCAAGAAAAACUCAAGUGGACUGACGAAGGUCCCAAGCGAGCAGCUGAAAUCAGUGGUGAAAGUGGAGGCGCAAAUACGGCCGACUCAAAGGACGAUGAAUACCGCUACGCUGGUUGUGAAGAUCCAAAGAUCAUGAUCACGACAUCGCGCGAUCCAUCGAGCCGAUUGAAGCAGUUUGUGAAGGAGUUAAGGCUAAUCUUUCCUAAUGCACAAAGAAUGAACCGCGGAAAUUUUGAAAUGAAGCAAAUCAUACACGCCUGCCGUGCUAACAAUGUGACUGACUUCAUCGUGGUACAUGAGCACCGAGGAGUGCCGGAUAACCUCACCAUCUGCCAUUUGCCGUACGGCCCGACGGCAAGUUUCAGCAUGUCUGGCAUCGUUAUGCGUCAUGACAUUCCGGAAAUCGGUACAAUGAGUGAACAGAAACCCCACCUAAUCUUUCACAACUUUAAGACGAAACUCGCUGAACGGACCAUGUCUAUUCUGCGGUUUCUGUUUCCCGUACCCAAGGAAGAUUCGAAACGCGUCAUGACGUUCGCCAACCACGACGAUUUCAUCAGUUUCCGGCAUCACACCUAUCGAAUGGUGGACAAACAGUUAGAGCUAACGGAAUGUGGUCCUCGCUUUCAGCUGAUGCUUUACCAGAUCAAGUUGGGAACCAUGGACGAACUCGACGCAGCCGAUACAGAAUGGGUAUACCGGCCAUACAUGAACACAGCCGCCAAAAGACGGUUCCUGUCAGAUGACGACGGUUGGCAAGAAGAUAACGAAACACCGUCAUAGA
Molecule: messenger RNA, 943 nt
Organism: Anopheles nili
Lineage: Eukaryota; Metazoa; Arthropoda; Insecta; Diptera; Culicidae
Product: U3 small nucleolar ribonucleoprotein protein IMP4
Exons: 1
Coding region: 1-942 (313 amino acids)
Biological process (GO): rRNA processing
Cellular component (GO): Mpp10 complex; nucleolus; small-subunit processome
Molecular function (GO): rRNA primary transcript binding; snoRNA binding
Source: RefSeq, a predicted model, not a curated record